This is a messenger RNA of Aspergillus fischeri NRRL 181, 513 nucleotides long. RefSeq lists its product as uncharacterized. Bases 1 to 513 code for a protein of 170 amino acids. Lineage: Eukaryota; Fungi; Ascomycota; Eurotiomycetes; Eurotiales; Aspergillaceae. The record is from RefSeq and is a predicted model, not a curated record. The transcript is spliced from 2 exons. Gene Ontology annotation, molecular function: oxidoreductase activity, acting on paired donors, with incorporation or reduction of molecular oxygen; iron ion binding; monooxygenase activity.
AUGAGCAAUACGCUAUUCGCCCUAGCAAGGCACCCAGAAGUCGUUGAGAAACUCCGGAAAGAGAUCCUCGACUAUGGGGACAAACCUCUGACAUUUGAAGGCCUAAGAUUCAUGGUCUACCUGAGAUGGACCAUCAAUGAGAGUCACCGUCUUUACCCAGUCAGCCUGCAGACGGUGCGAUCUUGCGUCAAAAACACCACCCUUCCAACAGGCGGUGGCGACGACGGCAAGGCUCCCAUCUUUUGCGCCAAGGGUGAUAUUGUGCACUGCAAUUGGUAUCUCAUGCACCGUGACCCGGAUCUCUGGGAGCUGAUGCCGAACAAUUUCGUCCUGACAGAUGGGAGAAGGUACGGCCAAUGUGGAACUUCGUGCCAUUUGGUGGCGGCCCUCGAAUUUGCCCAGCCCACAUUAUGGUUGACACCGAGUGCAGCUACACCAUCUUCAGGAUACUACAUCACUUUAAGGCUAUUGAAGCCAGGGACAGUGAGCCUUACACUGCUAUCAUGCGCGUAG